AUAAAGAGGUAAAGCUAUAAUAAAAUUCAAAUCGAGGGACUAAUUUCUCUCCAAAGAAACAAAAAAUGUCAAUAGUUUUGUUUUCUUGAUGUAAUGAAAUAAUCAGAAGCCAAGCGAAAAUUGUGUUGAAGAAAGAUGGGAAGGCUGUUCGAGUAUUUCGUAGUGUGUGGGUUGGGUCCGGAGAUGAGAACGGUGGAUAGAAACAAAGGAUAUCAUGGAAUGCGAGUGUUUUAUCAAUCUUCUUUACUCGAUCAAUAUCCUCCUGAUAAUCACUCUCUUUAUCCUCCGCCUCCUCCUCAGCUCCCAAUUUGUGUCCUUCCUGCUGGUGUUCAGUUUUACCCCUCGGGAUUCGAUGCUGAUGAUUCCUCCACAUUUCCAAGAAGUUACCCCAUUGUUUUGACCGAGGGUGAUGGAUCAAAAAUUUAUGUUAGUUGCAUUGCCUUCCGGGAUCCAGUUAGCGAGGAUAUUGCUGAAGCUUACCGCAUUCCUGCAAACUCUUUUGCUGACAAAUGCAUCUGCCUUGUUUCCCGAUCCCCUAGUUUUGGUGUUCUUAGAAAUGCACUGGAAGAGUUAUUUGCACUUUGCUUUUCCCCUGCUGGAAGUAGCAAGCCAUUAUGGGAAGUUAUAUCUCACAUGAUCUCGAAUGUCCCUUUGCCUACUCCUGGAAAGGAUCGGGUCUUGUUUGCCAUUGAGAACUGCCUGCUUUCAUUGGAAGCUCCACCAAAAGAUGGACUCCCCCAUGUUGAUAUAUCAUUUCAGCCAUUGGUACAGUGUUUGGAUGUGGACAACUUACUCAAACUUUUUACUGCCGUGUUACUUGAAAGGAGGAUUUUACUUCGUUCCAACAAGUAUUCACUUUUAACCAUAGCAUCAGAGGCCAUAUGUCAUUUGAUUUAUCCCUUUAGGUGGCAGCAUGUCUACAUUCCAUUGCUAUUUUUCAGUGGAGUAGACUAUAUUGAUGCGCCAACACCAUAUAUGAUGGGUCUUCAUUCAUCUGUUGAUACGUCUGACCUUGCAAUGGAUGGUGUAGUCGUUGUGGACCUUGAGUAUAACCGAAUUAGCACCUCAGAGGAAAUACCCCCUAUUCCAGAGCCAGAAUUAAGUUCUUUGCGGAGUGAGAUACUGAAGCUAUUGUACCCUAAUGUCAUGGGAAUAGAUCAGAUGAAAGCUGGUUUGGUUAACUCAUCUGAGCAAUAUUUAAAGGGCUGCAACAAGCCUUGGGGAGAAGAUCAUGACGUUCAACUUAGGUUAAUAUUCCUAAAGUUCUUUGCAUCCAUUUUAGGUGGAUACCGGAAUUUCCUUGAAAACACUGUGACUCAUGCCUUCAACGCCCAAGCAUUUUUGAAGAAACGCUCUAGGUCAACCAACCAACCACCGGAUCCCAUGAUAACACAGUUCUUAGAUUCCCAUGGUUUCUUGGAUUAUCUGGAGAGAGGUAUUGAUUCUGAUGGAAACAAUAAUAAUCUUCUUGAGAAGUUACAAGACACAAUUGGAAGGGGUCAGAAUCCUAUUUCAAUUCUUUCCACUUCGGUGGUAGAACCUGAGAUUAUAACCAUAUCAGAUCCAGAUGUCGGAAUAUUGGGAUCAGGUGCUAAAUAUACUUAUGACAGGUUUCCUUCAAACAUCAGGUCAGAAGAACAAGAGGAGAAGAGGAAACAAAUUCUUGCAGCAGCAAGUGGAGCUUUUGAAUACAUUAAGCAUGCUCCUAGUUCGCCAUCUGUGCAAGUGGGCAAGGACUCUCUUAGUCCCAUGGAAAGGGCUGCAGAAAGGGAGCUUAUGGUUUUGGACAUUAAAGUUAAGCUGCAGGGAUUGUGGCUUCGUCUUCUCAAACUGGGAGCUACUGACGACCCACUUUCAUCAUUUGAAUAUGGCACUAUCCUUGCAUUGAUUGAGUCUGACGCGGAGGGGAUUGGUGGUAGUGGGUUUGUUGAAUGUAUAAGGGAGCAUAUACACUCAGGAUGGCAUUGUCAAUUGACCGAUGAACAGUUUAUUGCGGUGAAAGAACUGCUUAAAACAGCAAUUAGUCGUGCAACAUCCCGGAAUGAUGUGUCAACCAUUAGAGACGCCCUUGAAGUAUCUGCUGAGAUGUAUAAAAAAGAUUCUAAUAAUGUUUCUGACUAUGUCCAGCGUCAUCUUAUUUCUCUGUCUAUAUGGGAGGAGCUACGGUUUUGGGAGGUGUUCUUUGAGUAUCUAAUGGAGCAUUCUUCAAGCAAAUAUGGCCAUAACAAGCUUCUCAGGUGUUAUGCUCUUUUAAUUUUACUGCAGGCUUCACCUGUUCUGAUCAUGUUUCAUGUCAUUGUGAAGGCUGGAUUGGGACUUCCUGAUACUGAUGCUUGGCACAUGAUUGAAACAAUAGCAGAGAAGAACAAUAUUGGAUACAAACAGUUUAUAAAACUGAGAGGAUUCUUGUCACAUAUCCAGCAAAUUCGUAUCAGUUACUGGGGAAUAUCUUCUUUAAAGGCCCAAUCAAUGUUGUGUCAUGGAUUGUCAUCUCCACACCCAAAAGAUUCUAUGGAUGAGAAUCAGCAACCUGCAGAAGCUUCUGUUAUUGGCAGGAGCUGGGUCCAAAGCAUGUUUAGCAGAGAUUCAUCCAGAGCAAACUCUUUUGGUCAAGUUCGUAAAGGGUCUUCCAAUGGCACUUCAGUAAAUGAAAAUGGAACCCCAAGAAAACAAGAUUCGUCUGCUGAUGGGCAGAAGAAACUUCAAACCAAUGUUCGCAUACUUAGAGGCCAUAGUGGUGCCGUUACUGCUGUACAUUGUGUAACCAGAAGAGAGGUGUGGGAUCUGGUUGGUGACCGUGAAGAUGCUGGUUUCUUUAUCAGUGGAAGCACAGACUGCAUGGUUAAAAUCUGGGAUCCUAGCAUUCGUGGUUCUGAACUCCGUGCAACUUUGAAAGGGCAUACCAGAACUGUUCGUUCUAUAAGUUCUGAUCGAGGAAAAGUGGUGUCAGGAUCUGAUGAUCAGUCUGUUAUUGUAUGGGAUAAGCAAACAUCGCAGCUUCUUGAAGAGCUGAAGGGUCAUGAUGCCCAGGUUAGCUCUGUCCGUAUGCUGUCUGGUGAACGUGUCCUUACUGCUGCACAUGAUGGAACUGUUAAGAUGUGGGAUGUUCGAACUGAUACUUGUGUGGCAACAGUUGGCCGUUGCUCUAGUGCAGUCCUAUGCAUGGAGUAUGAUGAUUCCACUGGAAUUCUUGCUGCUGCUGGUAGAGAUGCGGUUGCAAACAUAUGGGAUAUCCGUGCUGGUAGGCAGAUGCACAAGCUUUUAGGCCACACAAAAUGGAUUCGGUCAAUUAGAAUGGUUGGAGACACACUGAUUACUAGUAGUGAUGAUUGGACUGCCAGAGUGUGGUCUGUUUCACGAGGAACAUGCGAUGCUGUUCUAGCCUGCCAUGCUGGUCCAAUAUUAUGCGUUGAAUAUUCCAUGUCAGACAGAGGAAUAAUAACAGGUUCAACUGAUGGACUUCUCCGGUUUUGGGAAAAUGAGGAGGGAGGCAUAAGAUGCGUGAAGAAUGUUACCAUUCAUUCAGCUCCUAUAUUAUCCAUCAAUGCUGGGGAACACUGGUUGGGAAUUGGCGCAGCUGACAAUUCUAUGUCUCUCUUUCACCGGCCUCAAGAUAGACUUGGCAGCUUCUCUAGCACAGGAUCAAAAAUGGCUGGGUGGCAUCUUUACAGGACACCGCAAAGGACAGUUGCUAUGGUUAGAUGUGUGGCUUCUGAUCUCGAAAGGAAAAGGAUAUGCAGUGGUGGUCGUAAUGGAGUUCUUAGGUUAUGGGAGGCGACCAUCAAUAUUUAAUUUGUAUCACAUCUUUCAUCAGAGUUUAAAUUGUCAAAGGUUGCGGUGAGAAGUGCUUGCAUGUUGAUGGUGGCGCUAUCCAAAUCCGAUAUCAACCUCGGAGCGUGUAAAUUGUCUGAAGCGUUGGAGAUGAACCCCAAAUUUUGCAUGGGGGCUAAUUUUUGCUGUCUUCAUUGUAUCUUAAUAAACAGUCACAUAUCUCGGUUUUCUUUCUACGGAUAUCAGCUUUGUACAAAAUAUGAGUUGGGCAUGUAGAGCUAUUUGCCGAUGAUCAAAACACGAUGAAGUUUGCUAGGCUAGACCUCAACGACUUGUAUUGGACGAUUGGUUUAAUAUUAUGUUUUCAAUGUAUUUGUUUUCUUGUUGACGUGA
Molecule: messenger RNA, 4164 nt
Organism: Populus trichocarpa (black cottonwood)
Lineage: Eukaryota; Viridiplantae; Streptophyta; Magnoliopsida; Malpighiales; Salicaceae
Product: DENN domain and WD repeat-containing protein SCD1
Exons: 31
Coding region: 136-3792 (1218 amino acids)
Biological process (GO): regulation of Rab protein signal transduction
Cellular component (GO): cytoplasmic vesicle
Molecular function (GO): protein binding
Source: RefSeq, a predicted model, not a curated record